Drosophila ficusphila is the source of this 591-nucleotide messenger RNA. Its product is annotated as protein FAM136A. Lineage: Eukaryota; Metazoa; Arthropoda; Insecta; Diptera; Drosophilidae. Gene Ontology annotation, cellular component: cytoplasm. The transcript has a single exon. Bases 52 to 459 code for a protein of 135 amino acids. The record is from RefSeq and is a predicted model, not a curated record.
UGUGCUUUCCAUCAUAAACAUAUUUUAAACGAAAAUAAAUAUAUAUAUUUUAUGAAAAACAUAAUGGAUUGCGAUGGACCAAGUUUGGAGGAGCAGCGCGAGCGAGUCGAUAAUGCAACCUUGACCGCCAUGGAGGAUCUGGAUCGGGAUUAUCUGCGCAAGCUGCAGAUCGAGAUGCACACCUGUGCGACCGCCUGCUGUGCGGAUGCGGAUGCGAGUGCGGAGGCGGUACAGCGGUGCGUCGACCGCUGCCAAAUCCGAUUGACCCGUGCUCGCUGUUUCGUGCAGCAGGGCCUAUCCGAUUUCGAGAAUCGCCUGGAGAAGUGCAUUCAACAGUGUCGCAUCCACGGAUCCGAUUCUCAGCUGGAACGCUGCUCCAGUAACUGCGUGGACAGCCAUGUGGCAUCCCUGCCCGAAAUGCUCAGGGCCAUGAGAGAUACCCUGGAAAAGGGGGUUUAAGGGAGUACAGAAACCCUAACAAAAUACAACAAAUCUAUAUUUUAUGUUCUUGAAAAUUCAAUUAGUUGCCUUUAUAAAAUGUCUUUUACACCAAUAAAAUUAUAAUUUUUGAAUUUCAAGCAAUACAACUAU